AUGGCUGAGCUUACAGAGGAUAGGACCGGGGCUGAGGUCAGCACUCCAGCCUCAUCCAAGUGUAAGCUCCAGGGUGCCACUCGUCUACCUACAUUCUCAAUGGAUGGUGACUACGUCAUUGGAGGUGUUUUCUCCAUACACUCCUACAAACACACAGAGAUGCAUAACUACACCACCAUGCCUGAGCCACUAACGUGCAGAGGGAGCGUUGACUACCGUAAACUACGGUUCUCACGUGCAAUGGUCUUUGCCAUCGAGGAGAUUAACAACAGCACAGAGCUGUUGCCAGGUAUCAAGCUGGGUUAUAGGAUCCAUGACUCAUGUGCCUCAGUGCCUGUGGCAGUGCAUGUGGCUUUCCAGCUUUCAAAUGGCCUGGACCCUGUGUUUUACACCAGCAACAACUGUUCACGAUCUGGUAUGGUGAUGGCUAUUGUUGGUGAGUCUGGGUCCACAUUAUCUAUAAGCAUGUCACGCAUCAUGGGGCCCUUUAAAAUACCUCUAGUGAGUCACUUUUCCACUUGUGCAUGCCUGUCUGAUAAGCAGCAGUACCCCACUUUCUUUAGAACAAUCCCCAGCGACCAGUUCCAGGCUGAUGCACUGGCCAAGCUGGUAAAACACUUUGGCUGGACUUGGAUAGGUGCUAUCCGGUCAGAUUCAGACUAUGGCAAUAAUGGCAUGGCAUCUUUCCUGAACGCAGCAGAGAAGGAGGGGAUCUGUGUGGAAUACUCUGAAUCUUUUUUUCGGUCCCACCCACACAGCAGGAUCCAGAGAGUAGCUGAUGUUAUCCGCAGGUCCACAGCUAUGGUUAUUGUGGCAUUUGCAGCUGCUGCAGAAGUAAAGAUCCUGCUGGAGGAACUGGCGCGUGAGCCUUCUCCACCUCGCCAGUGGAUAGGAAGUGAGGCCUGGGUAACUAACUCAGACAUGCUGAGGUUCAGCUUUUGUGCUGGAGCCGUCGGAUUUGCCAUUCCGCAAUCUGUAAUCCCAGGUUUGAGAGAAUACUUGUUGGGUCUUCCUUUCUCUGAAGUUGCUGCCUCCCCAUUGCUUACUGAGUUCUGGGAGGAUUCAUUCAACUGCAAACUUCAAAAGAACGAAAGUGUGUGUGAUGGAUCUGAAGACCUGCAAACUCUAAAGAGCGCGUACACUGACACAUCUCAGCUCCGAAUCACUAACAUGGUGUAUAAGGCUGUUUAUGCAAUAGCACAUGCUAUUCAUAAUAGAGUGUGUCAGGACACAAACUCUACAACACAAUGUGACAAAUUCAGCAGUAUAGAGUCCAAACAUGUUUUCAUGCAGCUAAAGAAAGUAAACUUUUCCCAAAAUGGUUAUGAUGUGUCAUUUGAUGCCAAUGGGGAUCCUGUGGCCAAAUAUGAGCUGGUCAACUGGCAAAUAAGUGAGAGUGGCAACAUUGAGGUGGUGACAGUAGGACACUAUGAUGCAUCACUGCCGGUGGGCCAGGAGUUUCGUAUCAACAAGAACCUCACCUGGGUUGACGGUGGCACAAAAGUGCCUGUGUCAGUGUGCAGUGACAGCUGUUCUCCAGGAACCCGUAAAGUGUUGCAGAAAGGAAAACCCAUCUGCUGUUAUGACUGUAUACCAUGUCCUGAAGGAGAGAUUAGCAAUGCUACAGAUUCCCCUGAUUGUUUCCCGUGCCCCAAAGAGUUCUGGCCUAAUGCAAAGAAGGACACUUGUUUCCCGAAGCCUGUGGAGUUUCUUUCCUUUGACGAGGUCCUAGGAAUCAUCCUGGCUGCAUUCUCAGUUGGUGGAGCCUGUCUUGCCAUUGUUACAGCGGCUGUGUUCUUUUAUCACAGGACAUCCCCGAUUGUCAGGGCCAACAACUCUGAGCUGAGCUUCCUGCUGCUCUUCUCCCUGACUCUAUGUUUCUUAUGUUCAUUAACUUUCAUUGGAGCACCCUCUGACUGGUCCUGCAUGCUGCGCCACACAGCGUUUGGGAUCACCUUUGUCCUCUGCAUCUCUUGUGUUCUUGGAAAAACUAUAGUAGUGUUAAUGGCAUUCAAAGCUACACUUCCAGGUAGUAAUGUCAUGAAAUGGUUUGGUCCUCCACAGCAAAGAAUGACUGUAGUGUCUUUUACAUUUGUUCAAGUUUUAAUAUGUAUUAUUUGGUUGGUUGUUAAUCCCCCUUUUCCAAUGAAAAACCUAACAGUAUACAAGGAGAGAAUCAUCCUGGAGUGUGCAUUAGGCUCAGCUAUUGGGUUCUGGGCUGUGCUCGGGUACAUAGGCCUACUGGCUGUGUUUUGCUUAGUGUUAGCUGUCCUAGCUCGGAAACUACCUGAUAGUUUUAAUGAAGCCAAAUUUAUCACCUUCAGCAUGCUGAUAUUCUGUGCAGUCUGGAUCACAUUUAUCCCAGCGUAUGUCAGCUCUCCUGGGAAAUUCACUGUGGCUGUGGAGAUAUUUGCCAUCUUGGCCUCCAGUUUUGGACUGAUACUGUGUAUAUUUGCUCCAAAGUGUUUCAUCAUAUUGUUUAAGCCAGAAAAGAACACCAAGAAACAUUUAAUGACCAAAAAUUAA
Molecule: messenger RNA, 2526 nt
Organism: Larimichthys crocea (large yellow croaker)
Lineage: Eukaryota; Metazoa; Chordata; Actinopteri; Sciaenidae
Product: extracellular calcium-sensing receptor
Exons: 8
Coding region: 1-2526 (841 amino acids)
Biological process (GO): G protein-coupled receptor signaling pathway
Cellular component (GO): plasma membrane
Molecular function (GO): G protein-coupled receptor activity
Source: RefSeq, a predicted model, not a curated record